Messenger RNA from Sphenostylis stenocarpa, 459 nucleotides. The record is from the annotation of a GenBank genome assembly. NCBI's taxonomy places the organism in Eukaryota, Viridiplantae, Streptophyta, Magnoliopsida, Fabales, Fabaceae.
AUGGAGUGUAAUGCUCUCUAUCUCCUUGAUAAAUUGGAGCUUGUAUUAUCAACCGUGGGUCAAGAACCAACUAAGCUAAUUCAAGAAUCACUUGUACUUUCUAUGAAGGCAUUGAUUUCAGAAGAAUUUUUGAGGCACACAGAUGAGGAUGUUAAGAUUCUAGUUAUAUCUUGCAUCUCCGAGAUUACAAGAAUCACAGCGCCGGAUCUCCCUUAUGAUGAUGAACAAAUGAAGGAGAUCUUCAAGCUCACUGUGGCAUCUUUUGAGAAGUUGUCUCACAUAUCUGGCUGUGGCUAUGAAAAAGCACUUACAAUACUUGAUAAUGUCAGUAAGGUCAGGUUAUGCUUGGUCAUGCUGGACCUUGAGUGUAAUGACCUGACACCCUCCCAUUGCUAUGGUGUAUGUUUGGAAGAUAGGGAAGGGAAGCAGGGGAUUGGGUUUCAUGUGGGCAAUGAGUAA